Gigantopelta aegis is the source of this 1927-nucleotide messenger RNA. RefSeq lists its product as uncharacterized. Lineage: Eukaryota; Metazoa; Mollusca; Gastropoda; Neomphalida; Peltospiridae. The transcript has 2 exons. The record is from RefSeq and is a predicted model, not a curated record. Bases 86 to 997 code for a protein of 303 amino acids.
AGUUUUUUUAUGUAAUGCAAAAUCAGUUUUGAUUUUAACAGACUAUUUUGUACGCCAUUUUAUGAUAUAUGUUACUUUACUAUGAAUGAAAGCUAACUUACUUUAUAUAAUUCGCAGCGAUAUCAACACAGGCAGUCAAGUGAAGAAGAUGUCACUAAAAGAAAUGCAAGUGUCGAUAGAUGAUGCGAAAACAACAAGCGAACGUCUGAGGAAACUACGAAAACAACUGGCCCCGCCAAUCAUCACGCCCCAGAAUAUUCCAGAAUUUACCAUCCCACCCUCAUACAAACAACUCUCGUCGCAAAACAAACUGCAAUGCAGACUUCCUAUUCAAAAAAUACGGAAGAUUGAAGUCACAAGCCACUCAACCAAUGAUCAGCCAUAUGACAACAAGGAUGAUUUUUUCAAACGGAUCUCCAUGACAAAUAUUCUGCCUAAUCACAUCAGCAAGUCGAUUUGGGAUAUGCUGAAGCAGCCGGAAUGGGAUUGUCUCCCUUCGACUGAGCUCAACACUAAAAAUGAAGAGCUCACAAACGAAGAGCCAAUCCAGAACAAGGUGAUCGCCCCGAGCUGGGCCAGUGUGUUGCAGAAACCCGCUCCGGGCAAGGGUUCGCCCGCAACACCACAGAGAUCAAGGCCAGCUGAAGACCUUUCCAAACUCGAUUGUAAUCUGCACGAGAACUGUAGCGUGACAUCUUCUAUAAAGGGAGACAACUGCACUUCGAACUGGGAUCCACUAUAUGGGACACGUGGCAGUGAAGAGCAAGAUCAGGCAGAUGAGGAAAUAGUAGACGCACUGCCAGUAAUAAUGGCGAAGCAAAUCCUUAACGGGAUGCCUCCUAUGGCAAAGACCUACGCUAUGUGUCUGACAGCCGACGUCGUAAUAACGACUCGGGGUGGCAGUAGCCGCACUGCGUCUGUGGAAAAUAUAUUACCCACAGUCAGUGCUUGGCCCAAACAGUUCAUUUGUCGGCCUACCGUAAACAACAAAGAGUAGCAUCCACCAAGAAUGGUCUAGUAAAAUUAUGGAAAGCUUCUUUUGGUUAUUUUUGUGUGUAUUUCACAUGUUUUAAAACAAGUGUUGUAAUGGUUGGACUAAGCAUUGUAGGCCUACAAAUGUAUUGUUUUGAUAUGUUGAAGUUGUAUGUGUGACACUGUGGUUUAAAACUUUAAUGGUUUAGUGUGUUAACAUUUGCCAUUGUAUUAUUGAAAUUUGUAAUUUAUUCAGUUUUGUAACUUAUUCAAUUUUGUAAUUUUCUAUCGGCAAUAAAAAGUUCUUCUUUUACACUGUUAUUGAGAAAUCAUUAUUUACGAGGUACAUAACACCAAAUCAAACCACAGGCCCACCAACAGUAAAAUGUAUAUUUAAAAAUCCAUGCUUUAAACAAAAACAAAAUUGAAAAAAAACGCUUCGCCGUGUUAAUUCUGAAACUUAGGUUUGACCGAUUUUUUUAUGGCGUUAUUUAUGAUAAUAUUACAUCAUAAAAAUAAAUAAUUAUAUAACCUGUUGCAAAUUCAAUGGGUACUAUUCAUCAUUGAUUUUAAAUGUUUAUACCAGGUGAAAAUAGGCCUUUAAGUCAGUGACAAGCAACUCUAAACAUUUGAUAUUUUGUAAUUUAAGUUCUACCAUGUCCAAUGCAUGUUUCAUUUAAACUGUUCAUUUUAAUGAUUCAAAAUUGAUAACACCAAUUUGAAAAGAUCAUAUCAAUUUUAUUAUUUUAAUGUUUUCAGUAAUAGGAAUUGAUUUGUACCGGUGCGUAAUAAGUGCAUGAGUUCAGACAAGGGACACAAGCGACAUUGCAAUCCCAUAUUCUUAGUUAAAAACCGUGUUAAAAAAGUAUUAUUACUGAACAAAAAUAUUGAAAACGAAUGGAAAUAAAUUGUUCAUGUAAAAUAAUAGUGUUUUUUCUGAAUCAAGAGCACAUGU